AUGUCAAAUGUAACAGCUUUGACCGACCCGGCCCCAGAUUGGCUUAAUAAGGGUGAUCAAGCAUGGCAGUUAACAGCAGGUACACUGGUGGCACUCCAAUCAAUUCCAGGCCUUGCAAUCCUCUAUGCAGGCUUCGUGAAGAAAAAAUGGGCCAUCAACUCUGCCUUCAUGGUGUUCUAUGCAUUCUCCGCCACGCUUGUAUGCUGGGUCAUAUGGGCAUACAAAAUGGCAUUCGGUGAGCAAUGGGGAAAGUUUCCUCUAGUUGGGACACCUGGGCCUGUCUUGACCAUGGAGCAAAAUCUGGCCCAAGCGACUUUACCCGCUGCCGGUAUCAGUACCAAUUUCAAUCUAUCGACGAUGAUUUAUUUCCAGUUCGUUUUUGCCGCUAUUACUGUUAUCAUCUUGGGCGGGUCGCUACUCGGUCGAGUCAAUCUUCUGGCUUGGAUGGUGUUCGUGCCGUUGUGGAUCACACUUAGUUAUACCGUCGGGGCAUUCAGUCUCUGGGGUGGAGGCUUUCUCUCGCAAAUGGGUGUACUCGAUUACUCGGGUGGAUAUGUCAUCCAUCUAAGCUCGGGGACUGCUGCUGCGUAUUGGCUAGGUCCUCGCCUGAAACGCGACAGAGAUUCCUUCUAUCCAAACAAUGUCCUCCUCAUGCUGGUUGGCGCGGGUAUACUUUGGGUGUGUUGGAAUGGGUUCAACGGAGGUGACCCAUAUGCUGCAAGCCCCGAUGCAGGCGUUGCCGUCCUGAAUACAAACAUCUGCACAGCCAUGAGUCUUCUGGUGUGGACUACUCUCGACUUUAUCUUUUUCAAGAAGCCGUCCGUGAUUGGUGCUGUCCAAGGCGAGAUCACGGGUCUUGUCGCAAUUACGCCCGCUGCUGGCUUUGUGACCGGCUGGGGGGCUAUCAUCAUUGGAGCAUGUUCAGGCUCGAUUCCGUGGAUAUCGAUGAAUGUCCUCGGAAGAAUGGAAUGGAUGAAGAAGGUGGACGACGUCAUGGGUGUCGUCCAUACCCAUAUGGUUGCCGGUUUCCUCGGAGGUUUCCUUACGGGUAUAUUUGCCACGAUCGAUGGAUGCGCAGCAUUCGGCCUUAAGAAUCCUGGGGGUGCGAUUGAAGGUAACGGAAAGCAAGUUUGGUUGCAGAUUGUGGGCGCAUUAUUCAUUAUCGGGCUCAACUUGUUCAUGACCUCGAUUAUCUGCGUGUUCAUCAAAUAUGUCUUGCGCAUACCAUUGCGCCUGAAUGAGCAACGACUUCUCGUCGGCGAUGAUGCAGUUCAUGGCGAAGAAGCCUACGCGUUGUUCUUUGAGGGCGAGCGAAGCCACAUCAGUCUCCACACGACAGGAUUUGAGAGCGGUCAUAUUAUCGACACUAAUCUGGGAAGCAAAGAAGGAAGUGGCCACGAAAGCCCGGCGAGACCGAGUGCCGCAAAGAUGGCGGUUGAGUGA
Molecule: messenger RNA, 1443 nt
Organism: Penicillium daleae
Lineage: Eukaryota; Fungi; Ascomycota; Eurotiomycetes; Eurotiales; Aspergillaceae
Product: ammonium transporter
Exons: 7
Coding region: 1-1443 (480 amino acids)
Biological process (GO): ammonium transmembrane transport
Cellular component (GO): plasma membrane
Molecular function (GO): ammonium channel activity
Source: RefSeq, a predicted model, not a curated record